Molecule: messenger RNA, 1935 nt
Organism: Aspergillus calidoustus
Lineage: Eukaryota; Fungi; Ascomycota; Eurotiomycetes; Eurotiales; Aspergillaceae
Source: the annotation of a GenBank genome assembly
GGGAAUCUGAUUGGCUAUUUGUUCUGUUGACCAGGCAGCUUGGUACCACUACGCAGGAAUGUAGGUGGGAGAGGGUUGUGGACACAAUCUGGAGUUACCCCGGUCGCCGGAACUACCAGGAGUGAGUGUCUGUGCCUUGCGUAAGGGUCGGGGUUUUUUAUGUCAAUGUAGUAAAUUCCGACAGACGGUCUGGGUCAGGAUAGCUCCUAAGAUCUGCAAUGCGCCUCGCGUAUCAAAUCCAGCCGUCACUCGGACAUGCAACCGCGGCCGAACCCACGCGAGUAUCAUAUUCACCACCCAUUCUCAUCGAACUCUGGACGCCUCCACGAAACAGAAAAGGAGAGACGCGAGCGAAGAGAGAAAGGACCAUAGACCAGCAGUACAGAAUGGGUAGGUCGGUCCUUCCCAAACGGGCAGCGAGCAACCACAACAAAACCUGCCGACGCCUGACGACCGACUGCAUUGCCCCUUCAUCACCCACAGCUCUUAGCUCAUAUCCUACAGCAUUUAUUAUCUCCAUUUAUACCUCCUUCGCCAUGGAAUGCCUUCUGCUGAAGCUUCCCCCCGAGCUGAUUCGCUUGAUCAUCGAGCAGCUGGACACCGGCCCAAACCGCCGCGAUCUCCUCACGCUCGCCCGUGUCUGCCACGCCCUCAACAACUACACGAUGCCCGUUGUCUACCGCGACGUUACUCUACGGCUUGGGCAAGCCCGAUUUCUGGAGGGCCUCCUUUCUCGGCGCCCGGGGUUGGCGUAUCACAUUCACACGCUGACGAUCCAUUACCAUACCCCGGACGAGUCCGCGACUCGUCCUGUCCCCCCGCACCAGUUCCCACUGUACGCUGAGUCUUGUUCGAUGAUGAUCCGGAUUAUGCGCGAGCUGCGGAGCCUCACCAUCAAGGGAUACGAGAGGGAGGGCGAAUACAGGCUGCAGAAGAUAGGUCUCGACGGGUUGAAGCGGUUUUGGUUCGCAACAAGGAUGUUUCGAAGUAUCUUCAACGAGGCGUUUUUGGGACACGCUUUGCAGAAGCUGGAAUCAUGCAAACUGGAUUUUAGUGACCGGAUCUCGUGGUCACUGCAUGAUCGGUCAGCGGUCUUCAUCCAUCCUACGCUAAAGAACCUGACGAUUCGCCACGCGACCAUGGCCGACUUUCCCUAUUUUGACCCGAGAUAUGCCAGAUCUUCUGCUUUGGAGAAUCUCGAGUUGAUGUUCUGCGAUAUUGGUCCUGUCACGCUGGCCAAGGUCUUGACGGUCCCAAAGGCACUGCAGUCUUUUACCAUGAAAGGAUACAGGACAAGAUGGACGCAGACAUCGGCCAACUGGCAGCUCUAUGUCGACGCCCUCGCGUACCAGCAGGACUCUCUGUUGAAACUGGAUCUCGACUUCUUCCUCCCCGACAGAGGGCAAUACAAGGUUUUCUCUCUGCGAUAUCUACCGCACCUGCAGGAGGUGAGAAUGAGGCGCCAGGUGUUCUUCAACCGGUGGUCUGCCCGACCUACUGCAGCUCACGUCCUGCCCCACGAGAUCCGCAGGAUGGCCCUUUACGACGACGAGGAUGAAAUUACCAGAGCACACGAGAACUUUUACCUUGCCAAUUUGAGGAACUGGAUGAACCAAAAGCAGUUGCCCAAGCUAGAGUCGGUCCGCUUUGAAAGCGUCUUGACUACGUCGAAGCCAAGAGGGCCGUGGUGGCCGGAUGAACUCGGCGGCCAGGUGGCAUUUGAGCGAGCCGAAUUGGUUGCAAGGGAAGAGUUUAUACCGGGCUGCCGGUUCUGUGUGCAUCCCUAUGUUCCCCGUGAACCAUCCGCUCAGUGAAUGCCGCCAUUUGUCGUGAAUUAGUCACAUCAUCCACUAUGAAUAUGCCCUGCCCUCGACUCUAGUUAUAAUUUGUUAGAUAGCUAUUAAAACCAACGAACUGGAAGAUCUCAUCUUAAUU